AGGGAGGCGGCGAUGGUGCGCACGGUGGCAGCAACGGCGGCUGCGGCGGCGGCGGCAGCUUCUUGGGUCGGAUUGCCAGGAAGGGAAGAUGACUGACCAACCGACUGGUUGAAUGAAUGAAUGGCGGAGCCGAGCGCGCCAUGAGGAGCCUGCCGAGCCUGGGCGGCCUCGCCCUGUUGUGCUGCGCCGCCGCCGCCGCCGCCGCCGCCGCCUCGGCCGCCUCGGUCGGGAAUGUCACCGGUGGCGGCGGGGCCGAGGGGCAGGUGGACGCGUCGCCGGGCCCGGGGCUGCUGGGCGAGCCCAGCCAUCCCUUCCCUGAGGCGACGGCUCCCACGGCGCAGGCCCCGCCGACCGGUCCCCCGCGCUCCACGGCCCGCCGACCCCCGGCUGCGACGCUUCCAGCCCGGCCCCCGGAGACCACUCCUCCCCGGGCGACGACGGGACCCGCUGCGACCACCUCUCGGGCACCGCUCGGUCGCUCGCCGACCGCUCCUCCCGACGCGGAGCGCACUCCCACCACCCCCGCGGCGCCGACCGCCCUCUCGACAGCCACUGACCCGGCGCCCGCCACCCCUGUAGCGACCACUGUUUUGGCGCCGACCGCUUCCCGGACCCCGAUCCCUGUCCUCAGCAGCAGCAGCAGCAGCAGCAGCAGCAGCAGCAGCAGCCGCGUCCCGCCCACCCCACCUGACACCGAACCCCCCUCUGCUCCUCCCCCAGAGUAUAUAUGUAACUGCUCUAGUGUUGGAAGCCUGGAUGUGAAGCGCUGCAACCAGACCACAGGGCAGUGUGAGUGUCAGACAGGUUAUGAGGGUCUUCGCUGUGAAGCAUGUGAGAAGGGCUUUUACCUGAAUUCCACUUCUGGCCUCUGCCUGCCAUGUCACUGUAGUCCCCAGGGAGCCCUCAGCAUCCUUUGCAACAGUUCUGGAAAUUGCCAGUGCAGAGUGGGUAUCACUGGCUCUACGUGUAACAGAUGUCAAGAUGGAUAUUAUGGCUUUAGUAAGAAUGGCUGCUUGCCUUGCCAUUGCAAUAAUCGAUCUGCCAGCUGUGAUGAUCGUACAGGUGCUUGUUUAAACUGCCAGGAAAAUAGCCAAGGGGAUCACUGUGAAGAAUGCAAAGAAGGAUUUUACCAGAGUCCUGAUAUCACUAAAGGAUGUCUUCGAUGCCCUUGUUCAGCAGUGACAUCUACAGGCAAUUGCACAAUAAAAAUGGAUGAAUUGGAACCUACAUGUGUCCAGUGUAAAGAUGGUUACACAGGCAAGAACUGCAAUAAGUGUGGGAAUGGCUAUUACAAUUCUGACAGCAUCUGUACACCGUGCCAGUGUCAUGGCCAUGUGGAUCCAACUAAAACUCCUAAGAUUUGUAAGCCUGAGAGUGGUGAGUGCAUCAGCUGUCUCCAUAACACCACUGGGUUCUGGUGUGAGAACUGCCUGGAAGGGUACGUUCGAGAUCUGCAGAGAAAUUGCAUCAAGAAAGAAGUUAUUGUUCCAACACCCGAAGGUUCUACCAUUUUGGUUUCCAAUGCCUCUUUGACCACAUCAGUGCCCACCCCUGUUAUAAAUAUUACCUUUACCCCCACAACCCUGCAGACUACCUUUUCAGUAAGCUCCUCUGAAAACAGCACUUCAGCGUUAGCUGAUGUAUCAUGGACCCAGUUUAACAUCAUCAUUUUGACAGUCAUCAUCAUUGUGGUGGUGCUGCUGAUGGGAUUUGUGGGAGCUGUAUACAUGUACCGUGAGUACCAAAACAGGAAGCUCAAUGCCCCCUUUUGGACCAUCGAGCUGAAAGAAGACAAUAUCAGUUUCAGCAGCUACCAUGACAGCAUUCCCAAUGCAGAUGUGUCAGGAUUGUUGGAAGAUGAUGGCAAUGAAGUGGCUCCCAAUGGGCAACUGACCCUGACGACACCCAUACAUAACUACAAAGCCUAAGGAGGUAGAGCUGUUCUCCUGGGUUGUUUAAAUCACAGUGCUUACUAAAGCAGCAUUACGCUCUGGGCCAGACAAAGGCUGGACAGAGUUUGCUGUGAAAUGCAAAUAGUUUACCUGAACUUGUCAGGUACAGAUGCAGUGUGCUUAACCUAUCUGUUGCUUUUAGUUUCCCAUGAAGAUCUGAAGCAUUCGUGUCAUUAAGGACUUGAAGUAAAGUAUAUUUUUGUAUCAAACCACAUGGGAGUAUGGAAAGGCUGAAUCUCCUAGUGCAGCCCGAAUCCACUUGGAUCUCCAAGUAGACCAUUGGAGUACUCAUCUCACAGCAGGGUGGAGGGCGAAGGGACUGCUGCAAGACUUCAUCUCCAUUCCUGGAACAGGAGCAGGGAUUGUAUUCAUUGUACCAUGCUAAAAGACACAAUGGAAGAAAAGCUGGUGUCUAGGCUGGAUUAUAUUAAACAAUCUUGAUUAUAUCUAGACUAGGGUCAGAAAGGUCCCUAGAAGAUCUUUAGGGCUUGAUUUUUCCCCCCCUCCUAAGAUUCCCACUGGGUGGUGAGAUUAAAGCACAGGAUAAGCUUUUAAUGGUGAAGGCAGCAUUGAGGGAGCAGAAAGCUGACGGUCCUCCUCAGGGGCUCAGUGUAAAUGAUAAGUUAUCUAAAAAUAAGGAAUAUUCCUGCCUCUUUAAAAAUAAGGACUAUUCCUAUCUCUAGAAAAAUAAGGUGUACAUAGUUACUGUAGCAUAUCUGGUCAACAUUGUAUUUGUAUCUAUUUGUAAAAAAAUCAUGUCAUAUUUUAUCAUCUAGAAUUUAUUUGUACAGCAGUUAAUGGUGUUGUAAAAAGGAAAUAUGGGGAUUGAUUAAAAUACUGUAAAAUAGGAGGCAAUAUUGCUAGAGCUGGGACUCUGGUGAGCAUCAGUCAUUUUUAGUCCCUCUUUGGACACUGUUGAAAUUUAUAAGAGGUUGAAUGUUUCUAAUUUUGCUUUCUUCUCUCAACCUAAAAGUAGAGCUAUAUGCUCUUUAACUUACUGUAGAUUCAAGCAAUAGGUUUUGAAGUCAGUAAUGGUUAAACUAGGACACAGACUUCAUUCUCCAAAACUGUCACCUAACUAGAUCCUAGUCAUUCUAUAUGUUUCACAUAGAUUGCUAUAAAACAUAUCCUCAUUAAAAUAUUUUUCCUGAAUGUAAAAGAUAGUCUUCCGAAAGAUAGAAAUAUUUGAGUUCCAAAAGAAAAGCCAUCAUAUCACCUGAGAUCGCUAGUUUUCAUGCCUGAAAAACAUUUUUAUCCUCCCAUUCCCCAAAAUAACAAAUGUCCUACAUUUGAACAUACCCUAUCACUGAUUUAUCAUGAGAGAUGUCCCAUUUUCUUCAGUGCUAUAGUUCUUCCAGCUUCUUGUCUGGUUAGAGGGUGGCUCUGUAGUUGGGUGUGUAUAGUUAGUCCUUUCUUUUAGAUGCAGGUUUUUAUUUCACAGAGGCUAAUUGCUAUUGCUCUCAUCUAUUAUGAUAUGGACAGGCGUGGAUUAAGCAAGCCAAGAAAGGUAGCCAGAAGUUGAAUAUAGAUAUUUACUAGGAGGAGGAAUGACAAGCUGUGAUGUGGUCAAGGAAAA
Molecule: messenger RNA, 3528 nt
Organism: Perognathus longimembris pacificus (Pacific pocket mouse)
Lineage: Eukaryota; Metazoa; Chordata; Mammalia; Rodentia; Heteromyidae
Gene: Megf9
Product: multiple EGF like domains 9
Exons: 6
Coding region: 117-1928 (603 amino acids)
Biological process (GO): axon guidance
Cellular component (GO): basement membrane
Molecular function (GO): extracellular matrix structural constituent
Source: RefSeq, a predicted model, not a curated record